GCUGCGCUUGACGGUGGGCAGUGUCGCGAAAGGCCCGUGAAGGACGCGGUGGGAGGGCCGGCGGGUCGUGGUGGGCUCGGUGCCGCAGCCAUGCCGUUCUGGGACCUGCAGCGGCAGCUCGGCAUCGAUGUGGACCGGUGGCUGCUGCGGCAGAGUAUGCCGCAGCCCUACGGCAAGGCCGGCGCCUGUCACGCCUUCGAGCGCGAGUGGGUGGAGUGCGGGCACGGGCUGGGCCAAACCCGCGCCCGCCGCGAGUGCCAGCCCGAGUACGAGGACUUCAUGGAGUGCAUGCACCGCACCAAGCUGGCCGUGCGGUUGAGAACCAUCCUCGAGCAGAGAGACAAGAUGAUCAAGGAAGGGAAGUACACGCCGCCUGACUACCACAAGGGCAAAGAGGAGUCACGGCCUUGAUCUGCCGGGAACGUGAGCCUCCAUCACCUUUGGAGUUGUCUAUGUGGAAUUCCUCUGAGAAGAAAUCUUGCAGCGCGAGUGGGUUACGCUGUAGUGGUGGGGUGGGGUCUGCCUGAGGCCCUGCCCCUGUGGAAGGGAAAUGACACCACAGUGGGCAUUGCUCAGCAUAGUAAAUGUCUCCUCUGGAACAGCA
Molecule: messenger RNA, 604 nt
Organism: Cuculus canorus (common cuckoo)
Lineage: Eukaryota; Metazoa; Chordata; Aves; Cuculiformes; Cuculidae
Gene: NDUFS5
Product: NADH:ubiquinone oxidoreductase subunit S5
Exons: 2
Coding region: 91-411 (106 amino acids)
Biological process (GO): mitochondrial respiratory chain complex I assembly
Source: RefSeq, a predicted model, not a curated record